GUCUGUUGAAGCAGCGAUGGGGUUACGGGCGAGCAUCGUUGUCUGUGUGACCAGUUUUCUUCUCGGCCAGCUCUUCACCCACUGGAUCGCCGACGCCCUCACCCUCUGGAAAUCCCCAGUCACUGACAAAAAUCUAUGGAUCGCUGCAUCCUACUACUCUAUUCUCACAAAGGCGCCAGCUGAGAUGUACUACGCCAUGGCUCUUACAGUUCUCGCUGGCGCCGUCACCAUCCUACUCAGCCUCAGAGACGGCGAGGCCGGAAAUCUUAUGUUCGACGGCGGGAGCAUAUUUUUGUUUGGCACUACAGUGGCCAUGUACUUGUACUCUGUAAUACCAGUCGUAUAUUCCAGCUUCACCUCCCUACCUCCCCAUGAACUCACAGAUGCCUUCCCUGCCUUCCUUCGCAGCGCCACCCUCGACCUGGCGUCAAGCAACCUCAUCUGCAGUGUCGCCCUCACCGGCGUCCUUGCCCUCCAAGCAGGCAGGUUCUGGGCAGAAACAUACGAUGUCGAUACAGAGGUUGCCGCAGAAAGCGACACCGAAGGCACCCGCUCGCGCGCCAAAACCCCCGUUCCACUUCCUAACUAACGAACCAUCAUCUCUUUAAAAAAUUUUAUGGCAUGACUUUGGAUGUAUUGUUGGAGUGCUCUUAUCACUAUAAUAAAGGGUGGAUAUCUGCUGUAGUUUGUUGCUCCCACUAGUAGUAGAGCUAUCAACCAACGUCCAAAUCACGAGAGUUUGGGCUUCAGGGUCGAACAUCUGGUCGUCCUUUAUCUUCUAUUCUUCCCUCUGCUCACAUCCAGGCUUAAGCAUUAUACGUUACUACGGCAGUAUUACUUGAAUACAUAAGUAUAACCUGUCUAAAUUCCAACAUCUAAG
Molecule: messenger RNA, 880 nt
Organism: Guyanagaster necrorhizus
Lineage: Eukaryota; Fungi; Basidiomycota; Agaricomycetes; Agaricales; Physalacriaceae
Exons: 4
Coding region: 17-589 (190 amino acids)
Biological process (GO): endoplasmic reticulum to Golgi vesicle-mediated transport
Cellular component (GO): endoplasmic reticulum membrane
Source: RefSeq, a predicted model, not a curated record